Messenger RNA from Temnothorax curvispinosus, 2598 nucleotides. RefSeq names its product 60 kDa SS-A/Ro ribonucleoprotein-like. The transcript is spliced from 9 exons. The record is from RefSeq and is a predicted model, not a curated record. The coding region runs from base 52 to 1755 and encodes 567 amino acids. Gene Ontology annotation, cellular component: ribonucleoprotein complex. NCBI's taxonomy places the organism in Eukaryota, Metazoa, Arthropoda, Insecta, Hymenoptera, Formicidae. Gene Ontology annotation, molecular function: RNA binding.
ACCAGGUGAUACGCGCGAUCCUCGCGAAGGAAUCCGCGCUCAUGCGCGUGCAUGCUGCACGGGUGCCUGAUUGCGCGUGCAAAUUGUUACUGGGAAAUGGCAGCAGAAAGCAAUGACCCCGAAUCACGUUUAUUACGAUAUCUGUAUGUCGGAAAAGAUUAUCCCAAUUACCAGCCUGGAUAUUGGUUUGCUCAUCAUUAUUUUAUAGUCAGGAAUGUUAUAGCCAUAGAAGAACUUGCUGAAGAUAAGGAGAAGGAAUUGGUACCCAUUGAACUGAUCAAACAGGCAUUUGCGAGCAAUUUGGUUACACAUCCAGAGGCUUUGGUGUUUGCCCUCGCUGUUUGCUGCAGGCAAAAUAAAAGCGAGAAAUUACGUCAAGCAGCGUAUGAAAGUGUGGGAGAGAUCUGUGCAUCUACCCCGGAUUUUAUUCUGUUCGUUAAAUUCGUUUCUAAACUGUGCAGAGAGAAAGAGUUGAAUUAUAUUACGCAAGGAUGGGGCCACGGUAUGAGGAAAGCUGUUAACAAUUGGUACCUCUCUAAGCAACCAAUGGAUUUUAUAAAGUGUGUCACGAAAUAUAGAAGCAGGUAUGGCUGGAAACACAAGGAUAUUGUCAAAAUGGCUCAUCCUCAAGGCAAUACUCGAGAAAGAGAAGUUAUACUGAAGUAUGUAAUAUAUGGCUUGGAAAAGACCAAAACAGAAAUGAAAUCUGACAGCAGUGAGAAUAUUCAAGAGCUACUAAAAUACAUGGAACAUGUUGAAAACUUCAAACAUUGCGAAGAUGAGUUAGAAGCUGCCAGUAUGCUGGAAACAAAUCAUUUCUCUUUAGAUCAUGUACCUGGACAUUUGCUAAAAUCCAAAGAGGUUUGGACUGCAUUGCUAAUGUCAAUGGAUGUUGGUGUUCUUCUAAACAACCUGCAAAGGAUUCACAAUCUUGGGUGUCUUACUGCUGAUAGUGCUGAUCCUUCUGAUCGUACUAAGAUAGCAAUCGAGGCAGUAACAAAACGACUUACUGAUUCAGAUUGCGUUGAGGCCAGUAAAGUUCAUCCAGCAUUAGUUUUUAUUACCCUAAAAAAUUAUAAAAGUUCUGGAAAAGCUUUGACCUACGAAAAACGAAAAGUUCGAAUGUUAGCAGAAAGAAAGAAAUCGCCGGAGUAUGAUCCAAAUGUCGAAGUAAUAAACGCUUUAAACGAGGCAUUCCGUUUGUCAUUUAAAAAUAUACAACCUACGAAAUUUCGCUACUUAGUGACAAUCAGUACAAACAAAUCGAUGGAAAUACGCACUUGGCAGAACGGUAAUAUGACUGGCAUCGAGACGGCUGCUUUGAUUGCGCUGAUACUUUUGCGUUCCGAGGAGAACGUUACCAUAGCGACGUUUACGAACGACGGCGACGGAAUUUCUCCAGUAAAUGUCCGCAAUACGGAUUCUUUCGAACAUAUUUUGGCGACCUUAACGGCGAGCCCCAUAGGAAGUACCAACACGAGUAAACCAAUCUUGUGGGCCACAAACAAAUCUAAGCCGUACGAUGUUUUUAUUAACAUUAUGGAUCAAAUAUUCCCAAGGCACGAUGAAUCGCAGGAAAAACUGAUAGCGUACAAAGAGCAUAUGAAACUUCCGGAUACAAAACUGAUUACUUGCGCUUUAUGCUCUUCCACACCAUAUUGUAAAGAGCCCUAUGACCGACACGUCCUGACGAUCAACGGUUUUGAUGCUACCGUACCUAACGUCAUUCAAGCGUUCGCCAAGGGUUUAUUUUAGAUACAAGCACGAGUUAAAUUUCUAUUGGAGAUUCUUCAAAACAUGUUUCUUCAAGUCACAAGCGGUCAAUCGAGAAAAAAAGUUAUCCUCUUAAAGCAUAUUUCAAUAAGACUAUGUCUUUAAGGUCAUCAAAAUAUCAUCGAAAGAAUCCAUUUAUUCACUAUAUAAACACUUGGCAGUUUUAGAAGCUGGUGGUGAGGAUAUAGGUUUUUCUUCAAAAUCAAGUUUGACUAAUAAGCAUACUAACAAAAGAACGUGAGUGAAGACGGAGGAAAGUUACGGAGAGUUUUUAGAAAUUAUUUAAAACAGUGCCGAGAGAGAAUUUUGAAAUUUAAACUAUCUCACCUUCUUCAUCAGUUUCGAAUGUCGGCUUGCUUGCACAUCCAUGACUGAAUCAAAUUAUUUAAUUUUGCUAUCCGUUAAUUUUUUUUUAAGAUCCAAUAGGGACAUAUAUAAUUUUUGAAACAUACUGCAAAUAGGUAAACGAUGAAGGUGAUUAAGAAAAGUGGUCGUGCACUAUAAUUGGCAUGACGGUAAUAUUGAUAUCUACUACAUGUUCGUAGUGUUAGGAAAGAGCUGUGUAGCAUUUCCCUUUUUUUGUUAACAAAAUGAUCAGGUAUUUUUUUACUCCUAUUCGGAUUUCUGACGAUACGAUUUAAAUAACUCGGUAUUUUAUUUUUAACAAACGUUAAUACAAUAUCGUAUCGAUCCGAUUAUAUAAGCAAUAUAUAGAUUAAUUACGGACUAUUUUUUAUUAAACUGUUGCACAUGAAAUCUCAGUUUUACGUUAAUUUUUUAUAUAUUCUAUAUUUAAUAACAAUUUCUCUUUUCUUUCUACGUUAA